Drosophila montana is the source of this 1068-nucleotide messenger RNA. RefSeq lists its product as uncharacterized. The record is from RefSeq and is a predicted model, not a curated record. The coding region runs from base 1 to 1068 and encodes 355 amino acids. Lineage: Eukaryota; Metazoa; Arthropoda; Insecta; Diptera; Drosophilidae. The transcript has a single exon.
AUGAAACUUUUUCUACUACUUAUUCCACUGCUGGGCUGCAUAAUUGCCACAGGCGCACAGGUCACGCCCAACACAACUGAGAAACAGCCCACAAAUACAACAGCACAGGAUACCACAGCAAAGACCACAGCCAUAAGCUCAACCACAGAAAUCCUCAAAGGAGUCGCCGCCGUGCAGCAGCUACGGAAUAUAGUGAAACCAAGCUCUUUUGACUUAAGUCCCGUCAAUAAUUUAUUUGACAAAAUUGAGAAUGAUAUAGCUUUGUUAUCCUUCAAUUUGCAAGAGCAAAUCGAACAAGUACCUCAACCUAGUUCAAUGCAACUGCAGCUUACCAGAACUAGUUUGGUGUCACUAAAUCAAACUGUCAAAUUUCAGCAGUCGCUUUACAACACUACGACGAAAGUAAAUGGUAAAAUGGAGCGUACUGUACACAAUAUUGAUUUGCUGGCGCGGGAGCAGCAGCUAAUUAAGGAUCAAAUCAAAGGCAUUAAAAAAAAAAUCAUCUUUUUUCAGCAAGAGCUGCUCCACAGCUCUCUGGAUAUUGAUAAUAGUCUCUUACAGCUGACUGAGCUUAUCUCACGCGCCGUGCUGCCCCGAUUGUCGAGUCUGAACAGCUCCUUCAGCAGCCUGAAUAUCUCUCAGUCCGAUUUGCCACAAGAGCUGCAGAAUGUGGAACUAGUCAAAGCUGUCCACGAGGUAUCCAUCAACAAACUCAACUUCUUGGAUCUGCAGUUGGCCUACUUGAAUGGCACUCAGAACGCGCAGCUGCAUAAACUAACUGAAGCCGUCAUGCCUUUAUCUCCAGAGCAGCUAAAGGUAAUUGACAAGGGUCUACAAGAUUUGGUUGUCGCCCAGAAACGCAUCGAUUUAAAAUUGACCAUUUACGAUAAGUGGAGCGCUUUCCCGGCAAAACCAAAGAUCAAUGAGUUAAAGAGUGGAUCAGCCAAAAGAGCUACACAAAUCAAUAAGUCUACAAAUCCGAAUCCUGAACCAGCAGCUGAAUUCUAUCGGGAUCCUCCAAUAGGAACGCAAGCUAAAGCUCAGAUAAGCACAAAACAUCCUAGAUAA